AUGGAUGAAUAUUAUCACCAUUUCCUGACAUCAAUGUCGGAACUGGGCGGCGGUUAUCUCCCUAGCAAUCCCGAAGAGUCCAGCAUGUCAACCAUGCCGGGAUAUCAUGUUCCAGUAUCAGGUCCAAUGAUGCAAAACCCAUAUCAUCACCUGGGACAUUUGGGGACAUAUCUCGACCAGUCCUUUCUUCAUGCUUCAAAGGCAGGGAAAGGUAAAAAGAAGUCCAUCGCGGGACCGACAUUCGGAACGGACCAUGUUAAACACAGACGGACACGCUCAGGAUGCUUCAUGUGCCGUAGCAGGCGAGUCAAGUGUGACGAGACCCGUCCGAUAUGUGAACGUUGUAAAAAGGGCAAUCGCGAUUGCGUCUACCCCGACCCUCCGACCACAAAAGGCUCUAAAUCCAAAGACAAUAAUAAUACAUCCGCUCACAAGACGAGCCCAAAAUCAUCCAACGAGGGGGAAGACGCUGAUCUAGACCCCCUCACAAACCCUCUUCAGACGAUCCCCGACGAGGCCGAGCCUGGAGAAUUGUCUUCCGGGGAGAGGUCUGAUUCCCAAUUGUCGGGAAGCAAGACCACAGGUUCCUCGGACCGGAACCUCACGAAGCGGCAAAGCACGGAUAGCCUAUCACCCGAUGGAAUCAAAGACCCUUCUCCUUCAGUAUCGACUGUUGGCAGCAGCGUUACUAUUUCUCCGCCCAUUGACCUAAAUAUCCCUACGGACGGCCGUGCAGAUUGGUCGCAUCUUCCUUUGGACUACCAACAUUAUCUAAAUUAUUUUGUGGACAACAUCACGAGUUUUCACUAUAGUGUCAUGCACGAUGAAGAUGACUUCUUUGGCACUAUUCUGCCUUCUCUGGCUAUUCAACACGAGCCCCUUCUUAACGCUGUCGUUGGCUUUGCGACGUAUCACGCUACGUUGCAGAAUCCCAAUGGCGAGCUUCAAGGCUUCUUGAAAUACUACAACAAAAGUGUCACUCUUCUUCUGGAAUCUAUAAAUCGAAGGGAGAUAGACAACAUCCUAAAUUUGAUUACUAUCCUGCAGCUAUUGACUAUUGAAGAGUAUUUUGGUGAUUGGGUUAACCUCAUGGGACAUCAAAAAGCGGCGUUCCAAGUGAUUCGAAAAAUUUUCAAGCCAGAUACAGUUAUGCUUACACCAGUUGGAAGAGCUUGCAUAGACUGGUACACGCGCUACGACUGUUAUGUGGCCAUCAUGGGCGGUUUCCCGACGGAUCUGCCCAGGGAGUGGUUCAACAGGAUGAACGAGUACAACGAGUCGCAACUUGGCGCCAGCCCCAACGAGCUUCGCUGGAAGAUUAGUUCUCGAUCUACUCAACUUCGCUCGAUAUCCUACGACAUGUCUGUGCUCUAUGCACGGGGCAGCCGCGGGCAGAUAGGGCCCCAAGACUUCACCAAGGAGCACAACAGGAUAACCAGCGAACUUGUCAAGUGGGAAUCAACCUGGAAUGCCACCCUUUCAGUGCCAGAAUACUUGGUGACAGACUUUUCUUACCAACGCGACGUGGAUCCCGAUGACAUCGUGAAUCCGUACGUGCCCGGCCUGCUCUAUAAGCGGCCACUCUUUACAAAUACCUUGAUAAAUACAGAGUGGACCUCGAUCAUGAUUAUGCACCUGUCGCAGUCGUCGGACAUUCCCGCGGAAAAGGUCUUUAUAGAGAUGGCAAAGCAUGCCUACACGAUCUGCCGGCAUUUCGAGACUGUAGAAUUCUGGCCACUGAAGCCCAAGGGCGCCCUGAUACCACUACAGCCUUGUAUAUCCAUUGCCGCUCUUUUCCUACCGCGCGACUCCCGUCAUCAGAUGUGGGUUCGUAGGAAGUUUGCUUUGCUAGACACAAUGGGAUUUAUACACCCCACGACACGACGGAUAAAAAUGGCGCGGCUGUUUCGCGACCCGUCCUGCGCACAUUGGUGGCUGCCAAACGACGAAGGAUUGACUCCAGUAUUGCAAGCCAUUCGCACUUUUGCCGACGAGCGGAACACGGCAGCUGUCAACGCCCAGCAUGAAAAUCUCCGGGAAGUAAGACAUUUAUUUGCCAAGGUGGAGGCCGCCGAAUUGGCCCUCAUGGCAGGCAACGGCGGAGUGGGCAAGUGA
This is a messenger RNA of Metarhizium album ARSEF 1941, 2115 nucleotides long. RefSeq names its product Zn(2)-C6 fungal-type DNA-binding domain protein. Lineage: Eukaryota; Fungi; Ascomycota; Sordariomycetes; Hypocreales; Clavicipitaceae. Gene Ontology annotation, molecular function: zinc ion binding; transcription cis-regulatory region binding; DNA-binding transcription factor activity, RNA polymerase II-specific. Gene Ontology annotation, cellular component: nucleus. The coding region runs from base 1 to 2115 and encodes 704 amino acids. The record is from RefSeq and is a predicted model, not a curated record. Gene Ontology annotation, biological process: positive regulation of transcription by RNA polymerase II. The transcript is spliced from 5 exons.